Molecule: messenger RNA, 1651 nt
Organism: Sipha flava (yellow sugarcane aphid)
Lineage: Eukaryota; Metazoa; Arthropoda; Insecta; Hemiptera; Aphididae
Exons: 2
Coding region: 415-867 (150 amino acids)
Biological process (GO): neuropeptide signaling pathway
Source: RefSeq, a predicted model, not a curated record
UAGCCGUUUGCACGCGUCACUCACAGGACAACGAAUUCGUCCCAGGAUCGAGUAGCCGCAGCAACAACACGCGAGCGAACCCGCGAACCAUUAUACACCGUUGGUUGUACACAUUUUUCUUUUAUCUUCCGUUUGCCAAUCUGUACAUAGCCGAUUGACGGCACUGUAUCGCGAAUUUUUUUCGUUUUUUCAAUUUCAAUAUUUCGUUACUAUAUUAUUUCAAACUUUCUAUUGUCUCGAGUUCGGUAAAGAAUCAACCGUACGGCCCAAUUACAACUCACAAUCUGCGGCUGCCGUGCAAAGUGUUUUCGUCGUCGUCACCGUCGCUUUAAAUAACACAAAUUCAAUCUGUACACGCGCGUUCGUCGUCCCGCAUUUAAUAUACUUGUCUACAAGAACAUUAUCUUCGGUGAAAUGAUGUUGUGCCUAUUGCCGGUGACGCUGACGUUGGCCGCGCUGGCCGCCGACGGUGGAGACGCCAUGGCGGACAAACGGUUCGGGCUGCGGCCGGUGGACCCGUUGACCAGGCGCAGCGCCAUGGACAAGAACUUCAUGCGUUUCGGCCGGGCGUUCGACUGCUGGACGUCGCCGGUGGCCGGGGCCGCUUUCGCCGCGGCGGCCAAGCGCCGGGACCCGGCCGCAGCGGUUGGACGCCGCGUCGACUCCAACUUCAUACGGUUCGGACGUCGCGACUCCAACUUCAUCCGGUUCGGUCGCGGCGAAGUGUACACGCCCGGCGACAACAAGAUCCCACGGGGCCACUACGAUGUGGACGUGGACGGGCUGGAGGUCCGGUUCGGCCGGUCCGCCGGUGCGGCUGCCGACCGCGGCGCGCCAUCCGCUUACGAUCACCGCCGCCGCCGUUGAACUCCGCCCGCACACCACGACACAACAUGAUCAUUAAUAUUAUUAUUAAUAUUAAUAUUAUUAUCAUUACUAUUAUUAUUACUAUUACUAUUAUUAUUACUAUUAUUAUUAUUAUUAUUAUUAUUAUUAAUAUUAUUAUUAUUGUCAUCACUAUCUUCGUAUCCCGUCACCAUGACAUCACACGACCACACGCGAAACGACCGAAUACAGUGAGUAUACAUAGGAAACCGACGGAUCGAUGGAAUCCGCGGAGUUGGAUCUUUCAAAAGACAUGGAGGACAGUUAGAGGGACGGUUAAAACAUUCAAUUUCGCAUGACUACAGGAUUAAAGAUCUAAGUUGAUCAAGGCUUCGAGGGGGAGGACGUUAUCUUAUCCUUUUCCACCCUUUCCUUUGCCCACCUCAAGCGCUAACCGUGGAUCCACCGCCGUAGAGUCAAUGCAGUCUUAACGAAGUAUAUGAGCUAUAAUAGCGAUUUCGCCGUAAAAAAUAUUUCAUAUUUCUAUUUCCAACGAUCAACUGUUACAUUAUUGGUAUUCAAUCGUAAUUUUAACCGCACAGCCGACACGGUUAGACACACAGUUAAUCGUGUUAUUUACACGUAGUCUUUGAUAUGUGGUUCUUGUCCAAUUAUCAAUAUCAUAAUACAUUACUUUAAUUUUAAUGUUUACUCAUAUAUUGGCUUCAUAUACGUUAACUAUAAUGUAACAGUAGUUUUAACCAAAAAAUAUGUAUAGCAUCAUAUUAUACAACGUUGUAACUAGUAACAUAUUAAAUAAACUAUC